CUUACUGGCACCACCAAUAUUCAUGGGUCUCCAACUGUCUCCAAGUCCCAAAGUCAUAUACGGUCGCACUUUGCAAGAGCUUUUGUCUAUUGUAUUCAACGCGCGCUGACUUCCCAAUUUGGAUGCCUGUCCGACGAUGUCCAAUUGCGUUCUUUGAAUGUAUACGGUUAUAUUCUGGUGACUACUUACCAGAGACGUUAUUGAUUUUAGGUCGGCCCAGUUAACUCAACAGAUUUGAAUGCUCGUCCUAUGUCAUCAUCAUAGGUGGCUUUCACAUGAGUUCAGAGAAUAUAAGUGUAUCUAUUGAUUUCCGCUUUUCUCUCAAGCUGUUCACCCCCUCAUUUAAAUGGGUAUCGUCCGAUUAGAAUUUGAGGUUCAUGUCAGUAUUCGAUCAAAUACGGAGCAGAUAGUUCUCAAAAAAGCUACGGAUUCGCAGUUGAGCUUUCAUUUCCUCCUUUACUGCCUUGCAUACAAAUCAUGAUCUUUGCAGACUUUCUGAGUUUUCCGCUUUUAGGGACCGUGGCUUUGUCCGUGGUCUUACUACAGCUAUACUUGGGCAAGAAAUAUAAACCUCUAGACAACAUCCCCGGCCCAGUCUCUCCUUCAUGGAUUACAGGAAACUUCAAACAAGUGUUCAAUCCCGGUGCUUGGGCGUUCCACGAGCUCAUUGCCGAGAAAUAUGGGGGUAUGGCACGCCUACACGGUCCUUGGGGGACAAAAUCACUCUACAUCUUUGACUCUAAAGCGAUGCAUACAGUACUCGUCAAGGAUCAAGACGUUUUUGAAGAGAGUGACGGCUUCUUAGAAAGCAACCUUUUAAUAUUCGGAAACGGGUUGAUUGGAACCUUGGGGCACCAACAUCGUCAACAGCGUAAAAUGCUUAAUCCUGUCUUCUCGGCUGCUCAUAUGCGGGAAAUGAUCCCGACGUUUUUUCAAGUUGGUCAUCAGUUAGAAUCCGCAUUGAAGAAGCGGCUACAAAGUGGUCCCCCGACUCAAGAGGUCGAUAUCCUCUCCUGGAUGGGUCGAACUGCCUUGGAAAUAAUUGGCCAGGCAGGCCUAGGCUAUUCUUUUGACCCUUUGACAGACGACGAGUCCUUUCAUCCAUAUAGCAAGGCAAUAAAAGACCUCUUCCCCACUCUUAUGCGCGUGCAAUUCUGGCGCAUGAAUGUACUCCAAUAUGUGUCCCGGAUUGGCUCAGCGAGUUUUCGUCGUUUUGUGGUCAAUUUGUUGCCUUGGGAAGAUCUUCAUCACAUCCGUGACAUGGUUGACUACAUGCACCGCACGGCAGAAGAAAUUUACGAAAGCAAGAAACGCGCGUUUGAGAUGGGCGAUGAGGUAGUUUCCCAGCAGAUAGGAAGAGGAAAUGAUCUUAUCAGUGUCCUCAUGAGGGAAAACUUGAAAGCUUCUACUGAAGAUCGCUUGCAAGAUAGUGAAGUUGUAGGCCAGAGCGCAAUGGCACGUCUGCUACAUCUUCUAUCCAAGCAUCCUGAGGCGCAGGACAGACUCCGUCAAGAACUCGUUGAGGCAAAACGCCAGAAAGAAGGGGAAGACUUGACCUACAAUGAACUUACUGAAUUGCCGUACCUUGAUGCUAUCUGUCGAGAAACUCUUCGUCUAUACGCCCCCGCUUCGAAUGUUAUCCGAUUUGCUCGUCGAGACGGAGUCAUUCCUCUUCACAAACCAAUUUUAGGUCUAGACGGUACUGAAAUGCAUGAGGUGGCGGUUCCCCGUGGCACAACAGUCUUUGUUUCCAUCUUCAAUGCGAAUAGAAACCCUGAUUUGUGGGGCAAAGAUGCUGACGAGUGGAAGCCUGAACGAUGGCUCUCGCCGCUCCCGGAACCACUCGUUGAGGCCCGCAUUCCUGGAGUAUAUUCUCAUUUGAUGACCUUCAUUGGAGGUGGACGCUCCUGCAUUGGGUUCAAGUUUUCUCAGUUAGAGAUGAAGGUUGUCAUAUCCAUCUUGGUGGAGACUUUCAAAUUCUCUCCUUCGGACAAAGACUCCGAAAUCUUUUGGCAGAUGAACGGUGUAACGGCCCCUGUUGUUGGAAAAGACAAACAUCCACAAUUGCCCAUGAACAUCAGUUUAGUGAACUGAAAAGUAAAUACUUACGUAGACCCGAAGUAGUACAGAAUAGGUACAUGAUAGUACAUCUCAUUUACUAUCUUCAAGCCUAGGUACAGGAUACAUGUUUUGUGCAGAAGAUUUUG
Lentinula edodes (shiitake mushroom) is the source of this 2207-nucleotide messenger RNA. RefSeq names its product cytochrome P450. The transcript is spliced from 19 exons. Bases 478 to 2094 code for a protein of 538 amino acids. Lineage: Eukaryota; Fungi; Basidiomycota; Agaricomycetes; Agaricales; Omphalotaceae. The record is from RefSeq and is a predicted model, not a curated record. Gene Ontology annotation, molecular function: iron ion binding; monooxygenase activity; heme binding.